Messenger RNA from Dimorphilus gyrociliatus, 1198 nucleotides. NCBI's taxonomy places the organism in Eukaryota, Metazoa, Annelida, Polychaeta, Dinophilidae. The record is from the annotation of a GenBank genome assembly.
GAUUGGUUGUAUUAUUUGGAUAACAACAUGAUCACAAAUUUCGAUUCUAAUGAAAUAUCAAAUUUAGCGAGAUAUUCAACUUGACUUUCAAUAAUUGCUGCUUGUACUUGAUAUGGAGUUUUCAUUCAAUGUUGGGAAACUGUUUCCUAACGAGAUAACGGUUAUUGAUGCUAAUUUAUCACAUUUAAAAAAUGUCGGAAAUUUUCAGGAACUAAAAAACCAAUUAAGGUCCGUGGUGGAUAAGCUAGGAGAGGCAUCUGCAAAAGCACAGGGCUUGCUUGGAUCAAUCACAUCUCUUUCAAAAUUAUCUUUCUCUUCACACAAAAUCUAUUUGUUAAAAGAUCCACAGAAAAAGAACAUCGUGAUUGGUUUUAUUAAAGUUGGUUCUAAGAAAUUGUUUUUUUACGAUAUCCGUGGAAUUCAAAUUGAAAACGAUCCUCUAUGCGUUCUAGACUUUUAUGUUCAUGAAUCAGUUCAAAGAAAGGGAUGUGGAAAAAAACUAUUUGAGUUUAUGCUUAGUUACGAGAAUAUUCAAGCUGAAAAAUUGGCGAUUGAUAAACCUUCUCAUAAAUUUUUGAAUUUCUUGAAUAAACACUACGGAUUGUGCAACAUUGUACCUCAGCUGAACAAUUUUGUGGUAUUUGUUCAAUAUUUCAGGGAUAGAAAUGCUGAUUCAAGUAAAAGAUCAACGAAACUAAUCAACUCUGGCGAUUGUUCUACUUAUAAUAAGAGAAACGUUAUACCUAGUCAUGAUAGGCAAAAAACUGAUAAUAUAUAUACAAGAGAACAAAGAACAGCUUCCCUUCCUCCUAUUGGAAGACCAGAAAGUGGUAGAAAUAGAGACGUAGACUUGCGUAAGGAAGUAACCCCGACGGUUAAUCAAUUUAACCAAAGAGCUUUGAAUUCCGAAACAAAAAUAGAAGUAUCUAAUCUCCCAAAAAAUAAUUAUUCUCCUCCAAUGCUCAGGAGAGAUGGACCUUCAAAAGACUACAUGGAUUUAUUAGGAAGAUAUAAGCCAAUUCAGGACAAGGAAUAUUUACAUAGUACUAAUGCGACACCUAUUAACAACGUGCAUAAACCAGAAAUAACUAGACAAAAGCCACAAGUUGACUUAGGUACUGGAUGGAAUAUAUUCGGAGUUCCUAGCGCUAAUCAAGCUGAUCACAGAAAAUAUAGACGACAAACUAAACUAUGGUAG